This is a messenger RNA of Musa acuminata subsp. malaccensis (wild Malaysian banana), 2014 nucleotides long. RefSeq names its product BTB/POZ domain-containing protein SR1IP1. Gene Ontology annotation, molecular function: protein binding. NCBI's taxonomy places the organism in Eukaryota, Viridiplantae, Streptophyta, Magnoliopsida, Zingiberales, Musaceae. The record is from RefSeq and is a predicted model, not a curated record.
GUUCUCCACUGCUAUGAAGAGAACCGGCGAAUGGAUUUACUCUCCGGAGGUCCCGAGCGACAUCGAUGUGAAGGUCGGAGGAUCAAUCUUUCCUUUGCACAAGUAUCUGCUGGUCUCAAAAUGUGGAUACAUCCGAAAGCUGGCAUCGGAAGCCAAUCAGCCGAACACCUCAGCGAUCGAAAUCCCUGACGUUCCCGGUGGCGCGGAAGCGUUCGAACUCGUGACCAAGUACUGCUACGGCGUAAACUUCGAGAUCACCGCAGAGAACAUCGCCAUGCUUCGUUGUGUCGCGGAGUACCUUGAGAUGACGGAAGAUUACACGGUCGGGAAUCUGGUGAGUAGAGCGGAGGCCUACUUGGAAGAAGUCGCGCUGCUAAGUCUCUCGGCUGCGGUCACCGUGUUGCACAAAUCGGAGGAGCUGCUUCCCGUGUCGGAGAAGGUGAAGAUGGUAAGCCGGUGCAUCGAUGCGGUGGCGUACAUGGCCUGCAACGACAGCCAGUUAUGUUCGUCUUCGAGGACGGACAACUUCCAGGAGAGGUUCUCUUCGUCGUCGCAGCCGAAUGCGAUCGUUGAUUGGUGGGCAGAGGAGUUGACGGUGCUUAGAAUCGACACCUUUCAAAGAGUUCUCAUGGCGAUGAAGGGUAGGGGAUUCAAACAGUAUGCUCUUGGACCAGUGAUCAUGUUGUAUGCGCAGAAAUCUCUGCGAGGUUUGGACAUCUUCGGCAGAGGAAGGAAGAAGAUGGACCCAAAGGACGAGCAUGAGAAGAGGAUAAUACUAGAAACAGUGGUGAGUCUCUUGCCGAGGGAAAGGAACGCCAUGUCGGUGAGCUUCCUUUCCAUGCUUCUGCGAGCGGCGAUCUACUUGGAGACGACGGUGGCAUGCAGGCUUGAUCUGGAGAAGAGGAUGGGCUUGCAACUCGGCCAGGCAGUGAUAGACGAUCUACUGAUUCCCUCGUUCACCUUCGAUGGCGACACCAUGUUCGACGUCGACACGGUUCAGAGGAUACUGAUGAACUACCUCGAGCAUGAGGUCAAUGGAAGCCGGAUUGGCUACAGCACCGACGACGACUACAUCUCGCCACCGCACGGCGACAUGGAGCGAGUUGGAAGGCUGAUGGAGAGCUACCUUGCGGAGAUUGCAUCUGAUCCCAACUUGACGAUCGCCAGGUUUAUUAGCCUUGGUGAGUUGGUGUCCGAGCAAGCAAGAGUUAACGAAGAUGGGAUGUACAGAGCCAUUGACAUAUACCUCAAGGCUCACCCGUCAUCGACUGAUGAGGAGAGGAAGAAGGUUUGCAGCUUGAUGGACUGCCAGAAACUGUCAAGGGAGGCUUGUGCUCAUGCGGCUCAGAACGAAAGGCUUCCGGUGCAGACGGUGGUUCAGGUUCUUUUCUGCGAGCAGCAGCGCUUCAGAGAUGCAACGAGCGGAAGCUUCACGGGGGGAGAAUCUCCUGCGCUGUCGCUCAGGUCGACUCCAUGUUCGACGAAACAUCGCGGAGGCACGGACGAACUCUCGCGCCUGCAAAGGGAGAACGAUGACCUGAGAAUGCAGUUGCUGAGGAUGAGAAUGCUGCUGAAGGAAGUGGAGAAGCCAUCAGGACAAAUACCAUCUGCACAGAAGCCUCCGCUGCCGAAGAAGUCCUUCAUAAACUCUCUCUCUAAGAAGCUCGGGCGCCUCUACCCCUUCACGCACGCCGACGGUGUGAAGCCUUUCUCCAGCAAAGGUCGGACAAAGCCACCCAAAGAUCGAAGACAUUCGAUCUCUUGAUAUGUCAGUAUCUCUUAAGUGAUGAUGUAUACUAUCCUUUCACAUCUAGUGAUGAAUAAAUUGUCACCUCCUUCCUCUGAUCGUUCCCAUUAUCGUCUGUAUAGGCAUCUGCAAUCCAUGUUUCGCUUGAACUCUGAUAGCACCAAGAAAGAUGUUUGCAGCGGUUAACCCGAGGCAUGUACUUUCCGUUGUUACUUUGUACAUAUGUGAAUACUGUAUUCUUUAUGUAUUGCCCUGUGGAUUACUCGU